AGCCAUCUACAUGUCAUCGGCUCUAGUUUAGCUUUUAUGUAUCAUGCGAUAUUACAUCGAUUUAAAAGCGGUAGGAAUACAUAAAUUCUGUGAACGGGUGGUCUGCACAUCCCAUCCACCAACAAAGAGAGCGAGUAUAUGUUCGACAAUCCAUUGUUGUGGGCGUGGAUAAACACUACCCAACUCAGACAGACAAAGCCAGUUGCUUUGUGAGGACCAGUAUCUUCAGCAUAUUUAUCUCCCCCUCUGUCUAAGACGUCAUGGCUUCUUUCUCCUCAAGCACAGACACCUGGAGCUGCCUCUCACCGGAGAAACUGGAAACAUGUCCUCUGUCCCAGGUCGCGAGCCGCCCCUCAACGGCCUCGAGGGCCAGAACGUACUUGUUCUCGUGACCGAGAACCCGGAUCCAUGUUUUACCCCCAAAGAGUGCAAAACUCCACGCGUGUGCGAGACCCAGGCCACCCUCUACGUCAUCAUGGACAAGAUCGGCCGGGCCAGCCAACAGGUCGCCCUGCGCGUCAGGGAGGUUAGGCUCGGUCUCCCCAUACUAACUGACACAGUCAUCAAGAUGCCCGUCCGCGAGACCCCCGAGCCCGAGCCGGUGCUCCCCAGCAUCGACACGGUCAUCGCCCCCAAGCCCGCCCCCAAGGCCGGGCUCUCUGACGGGCUGGCCAUCCUGCACAAACAACGCCUGGAACAGUGGGACCGGCACUUCGCCGGGUCCUCCAGCACCAGCAAAGCGACGCCGUUUUUGGAUCUACACCGGUCCACCACCGUCGCCGGCGCCAACACGCUGGUGACAAUCUGGGAGGCCUGCAGCGGCGCCAGCCUCGAGUCCCUCAUGGACGCCUGCAAGUGGGACGACCUGGAGAUCCCCGCCGCCAUGGGCGCCAUCAUCGCCGUCGACAUGCUCACCGCCAUCAUCAGGACGCAGGUCCACGCCGCCAGCAUGCGCGGGGCCCGCCCCGUCCUCGCCCGCGGCCGCGACGUGGCCACGGGGAACAUCUACGUCGACGUCGGCGACCCCUGGGUGCCCCGGACGAACCCGCACGGCCACAAGAUGGACCCCAACGACGCCCUCCCGCGCUGCGCCCUCGGCCACUGGGGCGGCGACCCCGUCGAGCUCUCCACGCCGGCCCAACGCGCCGCCGCCGCCCGCGAAGACGUCGGGCGCCUGCACGGCGUGCUGCUCCGCCUACACAAGUACGGCCAGCGACGCGCCGACCCCCGCCUGCCCGGCCACGAGGACCUGGUCGAGGGCGAGCCCAUCGCGCGCGCCCACGGCGAGGAGGCGCUCUGGACGACGGUACGGUAUCACGUCCAUGCAUGUUUUAACAGGCUGACGGACCCGAACGAGAGGGGAGUGGUCCCCGUGCUCAAGGAGGCGCAGGCGACGCUCGGGGUGCUGGAGCGUGAGGCGCUCGAAGCGGUCUCGCCUACGCAGGAAGCCGUCCUGGACAAGUUCCGCGACCGCAUGCGCCGGCCGUUGCAGCAGCAGAGGCCCGGCCCGCUGAGGUUUUACGGCAAGGGGCGGGCGGACAAGUUCUGCGAGGAGGUCCUCCGCCUGGAGCCCAACACGUGGAGGGUCGGGGUCGUCAAGGACGGUAGGAUCAAGCUCCUUCCCGUUUGGAGCAGGAAUCUGAACUGGCGUGGCACGAUUUAGGUGCUCCGAUGGACGAG
Gaeumannomyces tritici R3-111a-1 is the source of this 1680-nucleotide messenger RNA. RefSeq lists its product as hypothetical. Lineage: Eukaryota; Fungi; Ascomycota; Sordariomycetes; Magnaporthales; Magnaporthaceae. Bases 323 to 1663 code for a protein of 446 amino acids. The transcript has a single exon. The record is from RefSeq and is a predicted model, not a curated record.